Molecule: messenger RNA, 2472 nt
Organism: Neomonachus schauinslandi (Hawaiian monk seal)
Lineage: Eukaryota; Metazoa; Chordata; Mammalia; Carnivora; Phocidae
Gene: CCDC110
Product: coiled-coil domain containing 110
Exons: 6
Coding region: 1-2472 (823 amino acids)
Cellular component (GO): cytoskeleton
Source: RefSeq, a predicted model, not a curated record
AUGAGCCCGGAGAAGCAUCACGAGGAAGAGGACGAAGUUGACUGCGUUCUCCUUUCAGCGUCCAAGAUCCUAAAUUCCUCUGACGGGGUAAAGGAAAGUGGUGGGAGUGAAACAGAAUAUGGCUGCAUAUCAGAAUCAGAACAUCAAAUCCAACCACAAUCAGCACUGAAAGCCCUUCAGCAUCAACUGGAAUCAUUUCAGGCUCUCCGAAUACAGACUUUGCAGAAUGUUAGCAUGGUACAGUCUGAAAUCAGUGAAAUCUUGAACAAAAGUAUUAUUGAAGUAGAAAACCCACAAUAUAGCUCAGAAAAAAAUCUAGUAUUUGGCACACGCAUUGAAAAAGCUUUGCCUAUAGAGAAUCAAAAAGAAAUCCUUUCUAUGGAGAAAAUUCAUCAUUUUGAGGAGUCCAACACUAUUCAUUCAACAGAAGAAAAAUUCAGCAGUGAUAUUGUUAACAGUCUCUGUCAAGGUAUAGAUACUCCAUCCCAGAUACAUUUCAAGGACCUAUUAACUCAGAGAACUUCAACAGAUAAUUCAGCUUCAAACAUAAUUAUGAACCCUUCAGAAAAUUCUGACAUGGUGAAGAAUUAUAAUAACCUUUAUAGUUUUCUACCUCACGCACCUCAAAAUACGAUGCCUCAAGCUGAUACAGUAAUUCUGGAUAAAUCCAAAAUUACCGAGCCUUUCCUCAAGCAUGGAUUCUGUGAAAAUUUAGAUGAUAUCUGUCGUUCUAUCAAACAAAUGAAGGAAGAACUACAAAAGUCACAUGAUAGAGAACUGGCACUUACAAAUGAACUUCAAACUUUAAAAACUGACACAAAUGUUCCAAGAAAUGGUAAAUAUGACCUGUCCGCCAGUCACAAGGAAAAAAUUAACUUUAUUAAGGAAGAAAAUAUAGAAAGUAACUUAAAUGAAGAUAUAAAAUCAAAGAGAAUUGCAGAAUUAGAAGCAUUAGUAAACAAAUUACUACCAUUCAGGGAAACAGUGUCAAAAUUCCAUGUGAAUUUUUGCAGGAAAUGUAAAAGGUUAUCCAAGAGUGAAAUGCACAGGGGAAAGAGAAAUGAGAAAAACAGUAAGGAAAUUCCUUUCACUGGCAAGAAUAUUACAGAUUUAAAAUUCCAUUCCAGAGUUCCAAGACAUACACUGUCAUUCUUUGACCCAACAAAAUAUGAAAUGAAAGACAAAGAAACACAACCACUAAUAUCAAAACAAGGACCAAUAAUGUUUGAAAAUGAGAAAACAUCCAAAGUCAAUUCUGUUACUGAGCAGUGUGUUGCAAAAAUUCAGUACUUACAGAAUUACCUAAAAGAAUCUAUGCAGAUACAGAAAAGAGUAACAGAACUGGAGAAUAAAAAUCUAACCCUUAAGACCAAAAUAAAACCUCUUGUGUUUACUACACAGUCUCUGAUACAGAAAAUUGAAACAUAUGAAAAGCAACUUAAGAAUCUGGUUGAAGAAAAGAAUGCUAUUCAGUCCAAGUUAAUUAAAACAGAAGAAGAUGGUAAAGAAUGUCUUAAAGAAUUGAAAAAAAUAAUUAGUAAAUAUAAUGUUCUUGUAGGACAAAAUAAAACUCUAGAGGAAAAAAAUAGUCAACUUUCUUUGGAGAAGCAACAAAUGAUAGAAACAUUAGAUCAACUAAAAAGUAAGGAACACAAAACUCAAAAUGAUAUGGCCAUAGUCAAUAAUGAAAAUAAUCGAAUGAGUAUAGAAAUGGAAUCAAUGAAAACAAAUAUUCUAUUGAUACGAGAUGAAAAGGAAAUGCUAGAGAAAAAAACAUACCAGCUUCUAAAGGAAAGAAGCUCAGUUGAAAAUGAACUGAAGGAAAACCAACUAGAGAUAAGGCAGCUAAAAGAGAAAGAAAGGUUGGCAAAAACUGAACAAGAGACACUUCUUCAAAUAAUAGAAACAGUUAAAAGUGAAAAACUUAAUCUUGAAACAACAUUACAAGAAUCCAUUGCUGCUAGACAAAUGAUGGAAAGAGAAAUUGAGAAUAUUCAAACAUACCAAUCCACUGCAGAGGAGAAUUUUCUGAAAGAAAUAAAAAAUGCAAAAUCAGAAGCAAGUAUUUAUAAGAAUAGUUUGUCAGAAAUGGGCACUGAAUGUGAAAUGUUAUCAAAAAUGGUAAUGGAAAUUAAAACAGAUAAUCAGAUUCUAAAAGAGGAACUAAAAAAACAUAGUAAAGAAAAUAUAAAAUUUGAAAACAGCAUCAGUAGACUUGCAGAAGAUAAAAUACUUUUAGAAAACUAUGUAAGAAGUAUAGAAAAUGAAAGGGAUACCUUAGAAUUUGAGAUGCGGAAUCUUCAAAGAGAUUAUUUAAAUCUAAGUGAAAAAGUCUGCAGUCCACAGAGUGACCUAUCAAAAAAGGGUUAUGUUUCAAGAAGAGAGAAAUUCCAUUUUGACAACUGUGAUACUUAUGAAGACACCUCUGGUCCUAGGAGUAGGGCUUUGGCUCCUGAUUUGAAAGGUAUGUAA